UAUGCUGGAGUGCGAAAAUACUAUGCCAAACGGGCGCCGUCUCGUUUGCUGCCUGCGCGCGUCUCCAAGGAUGAGAAGAUGCUCGGAUGCAUCCAUUACGGAUUUCGUUCUUAUUUGAACUGAAUAGCGAUUUAACUAUGUUAAUGUGUACGUUUCUUCACCCUGUACGUGUAGUUUGUGGGUUCUGCUUAUGUUGAACGUGCUAUCCGGUGUAUGAAGUCCCUUCGUUGCGUUGGUGCUGCGGAAGACAAGAGAGCCGAGCUAACAUCCGUGGAAGAGAGCUAAUCAAUUUAGAGAAGAGAAAAAGAGGGAUAGUUAAGGGGUUGGGGAACUGACGAGAAGAGAGGGAACGAAAGGAGAGAGAACGUCGACCUCACACCCCAGAAAUUGAAACAGAAAGUGAGGAGCAUCUACCCUCCAUAGAGACACCCCUUUCAAGAGCCUAUUCACCAAACAUCUCCUUUUUUAUUGUAAUAAUUGUCAUGGGACAAUUAUUAAUUCUCAAAAAAAAUAUGCUGAAAAAUAGACGGCAUUCUAUAUUUAAACUGACAUGAACAAAGUCAAGUGAGGAAAUAUAAAUGAUAAAUCAAGAGACCAUUUAAUAUCUAACAGUUCUUCAUGAUUUUUAAAACGACUUGAAAGAGAAGAAUAGAAUGUAUUGGUGAAAUGAACAUCAAGAGAACCACUUAAUUGUCUUGUAUCGGAGGUGAUUUAUCAACAUAUUAGAACUAAGGGUGGGUCAUGACCAAUUUGCCAUGCAUGUUGUCAUGGUGACCAGCCCCUCCACCCCCUCCCCCCUCCUCUGGUUGGUCCAGCUUUUGCUGUGGCUUCACCACCAUGGACCUCAGCUGACAGAGGCCGUGCCCCCAUGUCCCAACCCUUGUAGCUGCUCCAAUCAGGCAAGCCGCGUCAUCUGUACAAGGAAGAGUUUAGAGGACGUACCGGACAGUAUAUCUGUGAACACAAGAUACCUCAACUUACAAGAGAACACGAUUCAGGUGAUAAAGUCAGACACAUUCAAGCACCUGCGGCAUUUGGAAAUACUACAGCUCUCCAAGAAUCACAUCCGACAGAUUGAGGUGGGAGCGUUCAAUGGCCUGCCAAACCUCAACACCCUUGAGCUCUUUGACAAUCGCCUCACACUGGUACCAUCGCAGGCCUUUGAGUACCUCAGCAAGCUGCGGGAGCUCUGGCUACGGAACAACCCCAUCGAGACACUGCCAGCGUACGCCUUUCACCGCGUUCCCUCCCUGCGCCGGCUCGACCUGGGCGAACUCAGAAAGCUGGACUACAUCUCCGAGGCCGCCUUUGAGGGCCUGGUCAACUUGCGCUUCCUGAACCUGGGCAUGUGCGGCCUGAAGGACAUCCCCAACCUCACGCCUUUGGUCAGACUGGAGGAGCUGGAGCUGUCAGGAAACCAGCUGGGGAUCGUCAGGCCGGGCUCCUUCCAGGGCCUGGUGUCACUGCGCAAGCUGUGGCUCAUGCACUCGCAAGUGAAGGUCAUCGAGCGCAAUGCCUUCGACGACCUGAAGAACCUGGAGGAGCUCAACCUGUCCCACAACUCCCUGCAUUCACUGCCCCACGACCUCUUCACCCCGCUGCACCAGUUGGAGCGGGUGCACCUCAACCACAACCCCUGGGUGUGCAACUGCGAUGUCCUGUGGCUCAGUUGGUGGCUCAAGGAGACAGUGCCCAGUAACACCACAUGCUGUGCCCGUUGCCAUGCGCCCCCAGUCCUGAAGGGCCGCUACAUCGGUGAGCUGGACCAGAGCCACUUCACAUGCUACGCUCCCGUCAUCGUAGAACCACCCACCGACCUCAAUGUCACAGAGGGUAUGGCCGCGGAGCUGAAGUGUCGCACUGGCACCUCCAUGACGUCUGUCAACUGGCUCACCCCAAAUGGCACCCUCAUGACCCAUGGAUCGUACCGUGUCAGGAUCUCAGUCCUUCAUGACGGAACCCUGAAUUUCACCAACGUUACUGUGCAGGACACGGGCCAAUACACCUGCAUGGUGACCAACUCCGCCGGCAACACCACGGCGACUGCAGUGCUCAACGUGUCCUCCUCCGACUCCAGCAACCCCUACAGCUUCUUCACCACCGUCACUGUUGAAACCGUGGAAACAAACAAUGGUGAGGAUGCUGGGAGGCAGUACAUAAACGAAACCUAUGUACCACCAGAUUACCUGGGUCCCACUUUUUCAGGAGGGGUACUGGGUAAAGGCAGGGCUGGAUUCACCAUAUCUCCAUCUCGCUCUUCUCUCAACUCUUUCUCCCCGCGUGCCACCAGAAACACUGAAAAUACAGUCACAGUGUCGAUAAUGGAUGUCACAAACAUUACUGGCCUGGACGACGUGAUGAAGACCACCAAGAUCAUCAUUGGCUGCUUUGUGGCCAUCACCUUCAUGGCAGCUGUGAUGCUUGUGGUCUUCUACAAGCUGAGGAAGCAGCACCAGCUGCAUAAGCACCAUGGCCCCACCCGCGCCAUUGAGAUCAUCAACGUGGAAGAUGAGAUUGGUGCCGGGGCCGGGAGCGGCAUCUCAGGGGGAUCGACCAUGCAAUCUGUGUGCGGAGGAGACGGAACAUUGAGGAUGCAUCACCCGGAAAUAGUCAACCUUCCCAACAUUGGGCGAUCAGAGCAUCUUAACCAUUACUACAAGGCCAAUCAUUUCAACAACAAUGUGAUGGGUCUGAGCAUUGGGACAGGGGCAGGAGUCGGUACUCUAAGCAACAAGAACAAUCUGUCUACACUUAACCAGCAAGGCCAGGAUAUCCCAAUCUCCUGUACACAGGUUCCAAUCUCCUCCGCCACUUUCCAGACCAUGUCUGGAAAUGGCACCAACACCAACCCUCUUUCUGUUUCCCCACCUCUGCCAAUGUCCCUCCCCAUGCCCCCCAUGGGAUUACAUGGAUCGAUCAAGGGUUUCAUGGGCCAGAACCAGAACCCACAAAUGGAACCUCUUCUCUUCAAGGGAAACUCAAAGGAAAACGUUCAAGAGACUCAAAUUUGAGAACAACGAGUGAGGAGAGAGAGAGAGUGCAAGGGAACGACAGAGAGGGGAUUGAUGGCUGGUUUACGCACUGAAUGAUUAGACACUACAGUGCGUUGACAUUACACCAAGAGAGAUGAUAGACUGACACCGCAAUACACAAUCGCAUAGGCUGGUCAGCUAAAGUGUACUGAGCCAAGGAUUACCACAAUGGGCCACUUGUGUUUGUAGUAACGGUCACGGCAAUGGAGUUAAAUAUCGAACAUCGCUACAAUGUAAAUCUGUGCCAAAGCAAAUGUUUCUUGCCGUUUCUAUGAGUUGUAUUCACAUAGAAGAAAGUACUGUGGCUCAAUUCCCUAAGUCUUUGUUGGCCAAUCAGUCAAGACAUGCACAGCACUUACCACAUUGAAGUUUGCGUUAUGAGACAUAACAGGAACAAAUACUAGACAUUUCUCUUUUACAGAAAACACUUGUGAAAGACACUCUGGUAUAAACUCACUAGUCUCCCUUGAGGCCGUAGGUAGGCAUAAAUGGAAGGACAAAUGGUACAGUACAGUACAAAUUACUGUGAAAAGUCACAAAUUCUAUCAGUAUAUUUUCAUUUGAAUAUGUAACAUUGCAGAUUCCAAUGCAGAGAUAUUUUGGAGGAUGUUUGAGCUGUAAUAGUUUGUUUUGUGAAUGAUCAGGGGUGGUGAUUGUGAAGGUUGAUGAUACAAUACAUAUGUUUUGAGUUUGGCUUCUCAUCCAAAACAUAAGGGCUCAAUUGCAACACUCAUUGUGAUUCUAUGAAUUUGGCUUCCAUGAACAUUGGAAAAUCGUAGGAGAGGUCCCCCAGUGUUCUGUUUGACAAGCUUUUGUCUGUGAUAACUGGACAAUUCUGUUCUUGUUUGUUUUGAGAGUAUAUUCCAUAUAMUCCAGCAGGCUACUUGGUUAUUCAAAUGAGAGCUUCAGGUGGUGCCAGCAUGUGCCAUCAGCAAAUGCAGGUGAAAUAACUAAACAGUGAGCUAAUAUCUUGCAAAGAAUUGUAUGGGCAAUGGAAAUGUUGACAAAGUGUACAACAACAGAUCAGUGGCAAGAUAUUUGCUAUAAGUGGGGAAUUUGAUAUGAACUCCUUUCUCAUGGUGACCAUUUUGAUGCCACGUAAUGCCGUCAAAYGGGUGAUUAAAUGCCUGUCUUUGCCAUGGCAUUCAGUCGGUGGGUUCAACCACCGUAUUUGGUUUAGUGUAACAGAAAUGUAUGAUAAUCGUAUUUGGUUGUGUGACAGUUGUACAAGCCACCUGUUUUACAGUGUACCUUUCAUGUGUUAAUACCAUUUAAAGCUUUGCGCAUUUAAACUGUCUUCAAUUAUUUUUGCUUAGUUUGAUAUAAUGUGUACAAAUUGUCUAGCCAUGUAUCAUUCACAUAAAUAAAUAAAUCAUAUAUCGAGGUCAUGGAGGUCAAUGGAAACCAAUUGAAAACAAACAAUAGUUAUGAAGAGUGAUACAGUAGGCUACAUUUUUAAAUAUAGGUUGAACCUAUAUGGCAUACGAUUCACCCAUUAGUCAUCUUGGUAAUCAUAGUAUGAUGUCUGUUCUUAAAUAUCUCAUGACAGGCUUUUAGUCAUUCUAAUGAGAGAGUUACAUUGGCAUGAAAAGGACGCUUAAAGUGACACAGAAUCCAGUUUGUCUCCUGAAAAAAGCUUCCGCUUCACUCCCUAACCCCAAGAAAAAAAUGGGAAAAUGGUUGUUGCAAUUGAGAGCAAACUGAACACGCKGACCAUAUUCAAGUGAAAGACCGAUUGUUGCAGCUGAGAUUAGAUGUAUGUGUAACUGUAAUACUACACACAGUAAGUAGUAUUUGUGUAUAUGGAGGUGAUCUUGCACCAACAUGCUGCUCUGUGUAAUUUGUUAACCACUCAACAUUUGCUUUCGCUGCACCCCUCUCUCCUCGCAGUGCUGCAUACAUUUUCAGAGCCGUUGCCUUGAGUGAGUGGGAAUGGUUGGUUCUUCUGAUCUUCUGGUUACUCCCGUAAUGAGUGUAACAUUAGAAACAAAGGUACAUGUUUUGGGGAAAUAAUGAUAACAUUAAUAAUAAUAUGAUCAAUUCUGAUAGAAUAUAUGAUUAUAUCUGUUGUYUUAGACAUGUACACAGGGCUUUCAGUUAGUUUGAUCAGGAUUAAUAUAUGAAAAACAACAUGCAAAACUAUAGUCAACAACAGGUCCGUUUAUAGGUUGCCCAACCAAGGAACUAUGAGGGAGUUUUUCCUUUACGUUUGACACCCAGUUUCCGUAAUUAUGGUACUUCUCCUGAAAAAGAGUGAAGUCGAAUAAUGAUAUAGUAUUUUACUAAUGUGGUCCGGCAGACAGUUUUUGUGAGCAGGGUUCAACUGUUUCCCUACUGAGACGCUACCAGAAUAUAAAUGAAGACUAAAAACUCCAACAUAUGGCUGCACUGUUGAUGUGCUACAUUUGGUAACUGCACUGUCAGAUUUCAAAGAGCAUAUUAAAUACCUCAGAGUAAACCACAGAACAAGAUCCUGGAAUUAUAAUAUUUGGCCCAAUGUUUGAUGAUCAACAUUGCUAUUGUAGACAUGUUACUUUCAUACCAUUGGAGAAACUAUGUCUAUUGUUAAGCUGUAUUAUUAUUUAUACAUGUUGUAUUAUUGUUGUUAUUAUUAUCAUUAUGAUCAUUAUUAUUUUAAGGACCCUGUUACACCCUGAAAUGAAUGGUGUAGUAAAUGUCUACCCAGCUGGAAUAUGAUGGAAGAAAUGUACAACAGUCACUACUAAACCAUGCCCGAGUAACAACACCAGUAAAGAACACAUGAACUUUUGACAACUAUGUCAUCUUUACUCUACUUUACAAAAGAAGAUGAUGAUGGCCUCUUGCAACAGAUGGAAUACUGAGUGUGUCAUUUGUCAACCCUCCCCCCUCCACAGUAAUGGAAUACUGGUGUUGUAAACCACAAACUGACCUUUUGGUACGAGGUUCCAUUUGCUAAACAGAACGAGAAGCUGAACUAUGUUGUUGUUUGGAAAGCUUUUUAAUGAAGUGAAAGACAUGAAGUUAAGCUAUAGCAAACAUAUAGAUUUCUUGAAAUGCAAAAAUAAUAAAAGCAUCAUUUUUGUGUUCAUUUGUUUAAAAGAAUUCCGCAAGUUUUGGUUGUAUCUAAAGUGUAAUAUUAUCGAUAUGGUCAUUAUCAAUGUACUGUCAUCUGAUGUCACUUAUGAAUCAUAAACCCAGGGAUACAAAAUGGUGUAGUAGGAGGUUUGAAACAUUGUACUGCUUUUCUAUUCAACUUUGGCCACAUCAAUACAUAUGGUAUUUACACUUCUAUGAUUGUCUUACAAUGACUGAGAGGUACUAUACGUUGCUGUCUAUGCCAAUUUGGCUUAACUUUCUGCCAGCUGUAAAGACUAUUUCUCAUUAAGAACUGUUCAACACACACAGUUCCAAUUUAGUUUUGUUGUUUUGCKAUCUCGAGCACCACAUACUACAAAACACUUUAACAGUUAAGCCGGGUAAAAUUCUGAUGACAUGAUAAUACAUUAAGUUACGGCGUGGAUUUUAUAACACAAAAAUGAAAUGAAUUCUGAACAAUAUCACUUA
Molecule: messenger RNA, 6578 nt
Organism: Salvelinus sp. IW2-2015
Lineage: Eukaryota; Metazoa; Chordata; Actinopteri; Salmoniformes; Salmonidae
Product: leucine-rich repeat-containing protein 4B-like
Biological process (GO): positive regulation of synapse assembly; regulation of presynapse assembly; regulation of postsynaptic density assembly
Cellular component (GO): postsynaptic density membrane; glutamatergic synapse; plasma membrane
Molecular function (GO): signaling receptor binding
Source: RefSeq, a predicted model, not a curated record